GCCCAGGGAAUGCAACUCUGCACAGCGAUGCCUGAGACGACUGGGCCACCCGUGCCCCAAGACUCGAUUAAACAUAGGUAGUGACUGGUCCUAAGCAUAUCAAUGGCUCAAUAAAAACUGCUAAAUGUCCUUGUCAUGUUAUGUGGCCCUCGCUUUGUUUCACAUGAGAAUGUUAUUGUCAUUGUGUUUCAGUAGACAAGAGUUCUGAAUUUGAUUUUGUAUCCUGCUUUUUAACAUUUGACUUAUGUCUGCAAUGUGACUAUAACGUAUCAAUAUAUACUCGCCGCCAAAAAGAAACGCGAACGAUAGAAACAUAUAGAGAGAUAACUACGCUAUGCAUAUGUUUCCAAAGCAGUCAAGUGUUACCAUGGAGUGACUUUCUUAUUACGAUAUGCGACACGAGAUUUCCAAACUUAACACGUUAAUCCUGCACGAGACAAAUCUGGUCAUGGAUCUAUCACGUCACAUGUGAUGCAUUCAUGAGCGUCAGUUGACACAACAUACCCGUAUGUUCGUUUGCGCAUAGGACAAAACUACUAUCUUCUGUCUCUUGAAUAUGAGCAUGUCUUCAUAUCUUCAUAUAUUAACCAUCAUACACGAUAUUCGCGUUUCUUAUUGCGGUGAGUAUAUAAAGCUAAGAUCAAGUUUUGGUUGCGAAAUCACCUUUCUUCCUCGUGUUUCAGUAUUUGCAUAUAUCAAUGUAUUUGAUAGUAUUUUCUUCCGUGAUAUUUCUCAUUUUCCUCGUUUGAUGGAAGAUGAAAGUAGUAGUGUGUCAUUAAUUGAAAUGUAAAGUAGAUGAUUAUAGUGAGACAGAAGGAUACAGGAGGCCGUCGUUUUUCAGCAAUAGCAAGUAUAUUAUACUACUUCUUUCUUCAAUAAUAUAGUUUUAAACACUCAUAAGACGACGUGUUGACAGUGUAUAAGCUAUGCGGACACCGUAUGUCAAAGCCAUAUCGUUGCCCUAAGAGAACAAAAUACCCAACCAACAUUUGCGUAAACCUUUUCUGAAAUAAUCAGUAAGAAAACUCGCCUUAUAAUGUACUCAUGUCUGGUUGUAGCACAUGAUGUAAUAACACAAGAACGUGUUUUCUUGCAUGUUGCCACACCUUCAACCAGCUACACCAUGUGCUCAACGUACUGCACGUGUGUUCAUCAGAUAAUAUGUUCAUGUGUUUCAGAAAACAAACAUGACUGUGCUGACCAACCUCUGCAGCAUCUACCUGGCUAUGUCGAUAUUCGCAACCAAAUGCAACGACAACCAACACUGUUCAGACUGUAACAGUACAACGGGACACUGCAUCACAGGCUGCGAGUCUGGAUACUACGAUAAGAAAUGCAUGUCUGUGUGCGGCAAUAACUGCAGAAAUAAGAAGUGUAUAAUGUCCAACACUGGCAAUGAUUAUUGCACUGAGGGAUGUGUCCUAGGGUAUCAAGGUCCGGGGUGUGGCAAACCGUGUUACAACCCAGGAGGUACCUGUACUGCAUGUCCAGGUGGGUGUGAUGGAGGAUAUUGUCAGCUGGGCUCCUCCUGUGUGUCUGGAUGUGUAGACUCCUACUACGGAACUUGCGCUGUCAAAGUAAUUGAUAUGAACUUAAAAGGGAUGAGAAACAUAACGGUUAUUGACAACGAAACUGUCACCUUCCGGUGUGUGGUUCAGGGAUAUCCGCCACCAGACGUGGUGUCUAUUGUCCAUGCAGGAAACCACAUACCUGCCAUGGACAUGGUUAGAAAGAAUAACACUGUACAUGAACGUGCUGUACGUAUCAGCAGCUGUUCCCAACUUGGGAGGUAUUACUGCAGAGUGACCAGCUCUUCUGGCAUAUUUGAAAACCAUUUACUGGCUGUAGAGUUGCAGGCAAGUCCAAGGAAACACGUUGUAAAUGACUGUGAAACUGAAGCUCCUCAAAACGGAAAAGCGCCUUCUGGGAGAAUAACAUUCACUCUGUGUGCCUACCCAGACCCUGUAUUAAUUAAAUUGCAUUUUGAAAGGCAUAAGCCUCCAAAAGACAUCACACACAUUAAUAAGUACAAUUACGCUAUGAAGAUGUUAAUGUCAAACAUCUACGAGUAUACACUCACCAUAUCCAACAUUGCUGAGGAGGACUUCGGGGCAUAUACUUUCAGCUUUGCUUACGACGAACGAGAAAUUGAUAUACUCAUCAUUGCUUCCCAGCCGAAAGAAAGUACGGAUCUCGCCUUUUGUUCUAUUGCCAUUAUUAUCGGGACCUCUGUAGUGUGCAUCCUGCUAGUCUUCAUUGCUGUGGCCUGCCUCUUACGUUGGAAGAAUGACAAAGACUACUGGAAUGCCAGGUGUGUUCAGCCCUACAUUACACCUACACACAGUACACAUGUGACACUGGAGAAUAGUGAUGGUCAAGGCUACGAAGACAUUAGAGAUUCCAGAGUGUGACAACAUUCACAUGACACUGAUGGGGGUGGAAUUCUAUACCAUUGUGAGUCAAAAUGAACAGUUUUGCAAAGGUACAUCUGCUGAAUAAACUUCAUCAUAUACUAAUGCAUGACUUAAGUCAACAGAGCUGGGAUGUACUGAGGUUCGUGUUGCUGUCCUCAUUGUCGCCGUGAUCACAACGAAUGCAGAUGCAUAUUUAACUAUGUAUUUGCAUUUAUUACCGUAAAUUAUACAAUUUAUGUAUGCAUGUCCGCCUUAAGCAUCGGUCAGUUCACAGGCGUGAAUCCAUUA
Molecule: messenger RNA, 2702 nt
Organism: Haliotis rufescens (red abalone)
Lineage: Eukaryota; Metazoa; Mollusca; Gastropoda; Lepetellida; Haliotidae
Exons: 7
Coding region: 1188-2411 (407 amino acids)
Source: RefSeq, a predicted model, not a curated record